This is a messenger RNA of Juglans microcarpa x Juglans regia, 2280 nucleotides long. Its product is annotated as D-3-phosphoglycerate dehydrogenase 1, chloroplastic-like. Gene Ontology annotation, cellular component: chloroplast stroma. Lineage: Eukaryota; Viridiplantae; Streptophyta; Magnoliopsida; Fagales; Juglandaceae. The transcript is spliced from 5 exons. The coding region runs from base 229 to 2022 and encodes 597 amino acids. Gene Ontology annotation, biological process: L-serine biosynthetic process. The record is from RefSeq and is a predicted model, not a curated record. Gene Ontology annotation, molecular function: phosphoglycerate dehydrogenase activity; NAD binding.
GCGCGUGUGAAACUUCCAUCAGGUCCAUCGCCCUCGCUCUCUCCAGCAUUAAACCCUGCUAGUUGGGAUCUCUUCGGGCUAUAAAGUAUAAACCACAUUCACUGUACACUACUAAACCCACUCUCCUUUGUAGGAACCCAGUGGAUCUCCCCCGCUCCCAUACCCACCCCCGGCGCAACUUAACCGACCUCAUUUACACCCCACGCCUUUACAUACACACCACCGUUCAUGGCUACGUCCGCACCCCGAACCCUCCGGAGCCCAUUUCUCAUGACGCCGUCUCUUAAUUCUAGGCUACCGCUUCCCUCCGCGUUUUCCCUUGCGCUCCGUACGAGCCGCCGAGCAGUCAAGCCACUAGUCGUGGUGGUAUCUGCGGCGGCUCUGGAUGCCAAGCCAACCGUGCUUGUGGCGGAGAAGCUGGGUGAGGCUGGGAUUGAGUUGCUAAAGGAGUUUGCCAACGUGGAUUGCGCCUAUAACCUGAGCCCCGAAGAACUGUGCACCAAGAUCUCGCUAUGCGACGCGCUGAUCGUGAGGAGCGGGACCAAGGUCAGCCGCGAGGUGUUCGAGUCCUCGGCCGGGCGGCUCAAGGUCGUCGGGAGGGCCGGCGUGGGCAUCGACAAUGUGGAUCUGUCUGCGGCGACCGAGCACGGAUGCUUGGUCGUCAACGCGCCCACCGCCAACACCAUCGCCGCCGCCGAGCAUGGUAUCGCUCUCUUGACCGCCAUGGCCAGGAACGUUGCUCAAGCCGAUGCUUCUAUUAAAUCUGGAAAGUGGCAGCGGAAUAAAUAUGUUGGAGUCUCACUCGUUGGAAAAACGCUUGCAGUGAUGGGGUUUGGAAAGGUAGGAUCAGAAGUUGCACGGCGUGCAAAGGGGCUUGGUAUGCAUGUGAUCGCACAUGACCCAUAUGCCCCAGCAGACCGUGCCCGUGCAAUAGGUGUGGACCUUGUGAGCUUUGAUGAAGCCAUAGCAACUGCAGAUUUCAUUUCUUUGCACAUGCCUCUUACUCCUGCUACAUCAAAGAUUCUCAAUGAUGGAACUUUUGCAAAGAUGAAGAAAGGAGUUCGGAUUGUCAAUGUUGCUCGUGGGGGAGUUAUUGAUGAAGAAGCUCUAGUGAGGGCACUAGAUGCUGGAAUUGUUGCUCAGGCGGCACUUGAUGUUUUCACACAGGAGCCACCACCAAAAGACAGCAAAUUGGUUCAGCAUGAGAGAGUCAUUGCGACUCCUCAUCUUGGUGCCAGUACAAUGGAAGCUCAGGAAGGGGUGGCCAUUGAAAUAGCCGAAGCUGUUGUGGGAGCCCUCAAAGGUGAGCUUGCUGCUACUGCAGUCAAUGCGCCAAUGGUUCCUGCUGAGGUGUUAACAGAGCUGAAACCAUAUGUUGAACUUGCCGAGAAACUUGGUAGGCUUGCUGUCCAAUUGGUAGCUGGUGGAAGUGGUAUGAAGACUGUUAAAGUGACAUAUGCUUCUGCUAGGGCUCCUGAUGAUCUUGACACGAGGCUUCUUCGUGCCAUGAUUACAAAGGGUCUCAUUGAGCCCAUAUCCAGUGUCUUUGUGAAUUUGGUUAAUGCCGAUUUCACUGCUAAGCAGAGAGGUCUGAGGAUAACUGAAGAGAGAAUUUGUCUAGAUGGUUCGCCUGAGAGUCCACUCGAUUUCAUUCAAGUCCAGGUUGCCAAUGUGGAAUCCAGGUUUGCCAGUGCCAUAUCUGACGCUGGGGAGAUUAAGGUUGAGGGACGGGUAAAGGAUGGUAUUCCUCAUCUGACAAAGGUAGGAUCUUUCGAAGUUGAUGUCACCUUAGAAGGUAGUAUUAUACUCUGCAGGCAGGUUGAUCAGCCAGGUAUGAUUGGAAAGGUUGGGAGCAUUCUGGGUGAAGAGAAUGUGAAUGUCAGCUUUAUGAGUGUCGGAAGGAUUGCCCCCAGAAAGCAAGCUGUGAUGGCAAUUGGGGUGGAUGAUCAACCUAGCAAAGAAGCUUUGAAGAAAAUUGGUGAUGUUCCGGCCAUUGAAGAGUUUGUUUUUCUCAAGUUGUAGUGCGGGUGUGGCAUCUUUACUUCAUCUUUCUACCCUUAGGACCCCCGUAGCCACGUCCUACUCUGAUUUUGAUUAUUUUUUUCGUGUACCGUAGCUCGCAGGGAAGAGAAGAGAAUAACUUUACUUUGCGAUGAAAAUUUUGUAUUUUAAUGAGUUGCUAUUUCCCCUCAUGCAAGUUUCUGUUUCAAUCUGGAGAACUGUGAUCGUGUUACUUGAUUAUCUAAUAGCAAUGCAAUUAGAUGGUGUACGAAUUUGUGA